AUGGCCGCGCGAGUUGGCUGGUUCUCGAGUGGCCUGCGAAGGCAACGCCGCAACAUCACGCCAAAUAAUGCACGGACUCCGCUUCUGCUGCACGUUGCCGCAAGCACACCAAGUAUUGACACUUGCAGGUGUUUGCAUCGAAAUGCAUCUUUUGCACCUUUUCGGAGUGUCAACCCGACCUCCGCCCAGCUCGCCAUCAGGAAUAUCUCCACUCCAGCGCAACCGGGUAAUUGUUCUGGCGGCCAGCUUGCAACGGAGCAGCUAACGAGCAAAAACACAGAUUGCACGGAUUCUGAGGGCUCUCUAGGCAAUGCUGAUGUCGGCGGCCGAACAAGCUCUAAAGUUGAAUCCACUAAAGAGACGCUUUCUGCGGGCGAUCUAAGCGACUGUCCGCCCGCGUUGCAGGAGUUUGUCUUCACCUCCCCCCACCCCUUCCCUUUUACUGCGGAUCCAGAGACACUAGAACCUUCUCAAGUAAAGGCUGUAAUCAACAUCCUACUGGGGACCAGCAGUCCUACAGCGGAUAGUGGGGUAUACACUGAACGCUCUCGAUGGUGUUCACAAGACGGUGAAGAAAAAGAGACUGGCGAUGCCAAAUGGCUGCAGUACCCUGAACCGAAUACCCUGUGGCCAAAUACACUGCUACAUAACCACCGGCUACAGCCGUUCAGGUGCUCAGCAGGCGAGGCACCAGAGGCCUCGUUUUCCCCUUCAGGCUCAGCAGAAAUGCUAAUGGCCGCCGGGGCAUCUCCUCCUCGUGCAACGGAAGCCUCCACUGCUGAAGGAGAAUCUGCCGCCGGCGAGGCUUCCAAUUUUAACAAGCUGCAGCUUCAUAUGAAUCGGCUUCGUCUUGAGCAGCUCUGGAAGUAUUCCGGAGUGCAUGGGGUAUCAUGGGACGAAAUAGAGGAGGUGUAUCUGACCUUUCGGCAACUACUCCAUCAGCGCCAGGAGCGCUGGGAAAGCCGUAAGCAACAAAUCCUUGAGUAUGCAGGCGUUGUUUGUGCGCGGAGGCUCAGGAUCCAGCGGCUGGAGUUCGUAAAGUCCGCUGGAGUAGAAGUGGAAGCCCUCGAUGAAGAGACGAGGGAGCAGCUUCUCGUUCCCCGUUCACGAUUUCGGCGGAUGACUCGCCGGCUCUAUUACAAGUGGCAUGACGAAUACUUCGCCCCUUGGAGUCCGGGGGGCCUCCAGUCGGUGCUAAAGGCCCACAUUACGCUGCGAAUGCUGCAGCGAGAGACAAACGAGCGGCAGCUUCACCUUGAGCCACAGGCAUCCAUCGCGAAAUGCUCUGCUAAAACAGUAGAAUCUUCGAAGAGCUCGGGCCGUGCAUACGAAGCUGCGCAAAGUGCGCGGCUUGUGGAGCAAGUGUGCGAAGUUCUCAAGCGACCGUAUGAAAAGUUGCCAAUUGGAAGCUGUGGGGCAGUUCACACAGUCGUAGGAUUGCAGAAAAAAGGUGAUUCCUCGGAUGCUUAUGCAGCUCGAAAGGAAGCACCCAAUGAAGUGGGGGAGGAUGAAAACUCUUGGGAUUUCAGUGGUGUCGGCCGCCGGCGCCAAAGGCAUAAGUCGGUGGCUGCAGAUUGCCAAGAAACUUAA
Messenger RNA from Cyclospora cayetanensis, 1590 nucleotides. RefSeq lists its product as uncharacterized. The record is from RefSeq and is a predicted model, not a curated record. The transcript has 2 exons. NCBI's taxonomy places the organism in Eukaryota, Apicomplexa, Conoidasida, Eucoccidiorida, Eimeriidae. Bases 1 to 1590 code for a protein of 529 amino acids.